Silurus meridionalis is the source of this 3003-nucleotide messenger RNA. RefSeq names its product archain 1b (gene arcn1b). The coding region runs from base 169 to 1695 and encodes 508 amino acids. Gene Ontology annotation, cellular component: cytosol; COPI vesicle coat. Lineage: Eukaryota; Metazoa; Chordata; Actinopteri; Siluriformes; Siluridae. Gene Ontology annotation, biological process: retrograde vesicle-mediated transport, Golgi to endoplasmic reticulum; endoplasmic reticulum to Golgi vesicle-mediated transport; Golgi localization. The transcript is spliced from 10 exons. The record is from RefSeq and is a predicted model, not a curated record.
UUGGAGACGUGGCUCUGCUGCUCUGUACGGCUGCGGGUCGGGUUGCGUGCGGCGGUUUACAGUGAAAUAAACAAAAGACCGUGUUAUAUUCCUCAGGCGUUUACUGUAUUUCUGAAAGUCAUUGAGAACUUCGGCGGUGGUAUUAAAGCGCCAUAACACGGAUACAAAAUGGUGCUCUUGGCAGCUGCAGUAUGCACCAAGUCAGGGAAAGCCAUAGUGUCACGGCAGUUUGUAGAGAUGACACGAACUCGCAUCGAGGGUCUCCUGGCGGCCUUUCCCAAACUGAUGGGCACAGGGAAGCAGCACACCUUUGUAGAGACUGACAGCGUUCGCUACGUCUAUCAGCCGUUAGAGAAGCUCUACAUGGUUCUCGUCACCACUAAGAACAGCAACAUUCUUGAGGACCUGGAGACGCUACGCCUUUUCUCUCGUGUGAUUCCCGAGUACUGCCGUGUGCUAGAAGAGAGCGAGAUCUCUGAACACUGCUUCGAUCUAAUAUUUGCUUUUGAUGAGAUUGUCGCAUUGGGUUACAGGGAAAAUGUUAACCUGGCCCAGAUCCGAACCUUCACUGAAAUGGACUCGCACGAGGAGAAGGUCUUCCGUGCAGUCAGAGAGACCCAAGAACGAGAGGCAAAUGCAGAGAUGAGGCGAAAGGCUAAAGAGCUGCAGCAGGCCAGACGGGAUGCUGAGCGAACUGGCAAAAAGGCACCAGGCUUCGGAGGUUUUGGAAGUUCAGGAAUGAGCAGCACAGCUACCAUCAUCACAGAUACUAUGAUGGAACCAGAGAAGCCCAAACCUGCUCCUGUAUCAGUUAGGCCCAGCGGUCCAAGUAAAGCACUGAAGCUGGGGGCCAAAGGAAAGGAGAUUGAUAACUUUGUAGACAAACUCAAGUCAGAAGGAGAAAACAUUUUGAUACCCAGCUCAGGAAAGAAAGCCUCAGAGUCUAAAGUGCUUCAGCCUCCAUUGAAUACUGAAAGUGUACAUCUGAAGAUAGAGGAGAAGAUCUCUCUGACCUGUGGGCGGGAUGGUGGGCUGCAAAACAUGGAAAUCUUGGGUAUAAUCACACUAAGAGUUACGGAUGACAAAUUUGGCUGUAUCCGCUUGGACAUAAACAACAAGGACAAGAAAGGAGUGCAGCUGCAGACCCAUCCUAAUGUAGAUAAAAAGCUGUUUACUACGGACUCUUUGAUUGGACUGAAAAACCCAGAGAAAUCUUUCCCCUUAAACAACGAUGUGGGCGUGCUGAAGUGGAGGCUACAGAGCACAGACGAGUCCCUCAUCCCUUUAACCAUAAACUGCUGGCCUUCAGAAAGCGGAAGCAACUGCGAUGUCAACAUUGAGUAUGAGCUCCAGGAGGGGGGCCUUGAACUCAAUGAUGUAGUCAUCACCAUCCCUGUGCCGUCAGGUGUAGGCGCCCCAAUUGUUGGAGAUCUUGAUGGCGAGUAUCGCCACGAUGGCAGGAAAAACAUCCUUGAAUGGUGCCUGCCUGUCAUCGAUGAAAACAACAAGAGUGGAAGUUUGGAGUUCAGCAUAGCUGGGAGGCCGAACGACUUCUUCCCAGUGAAUGUCUCAUUUGUGUCUAAACGCACCUAUUCUGACAUUCAGGUGGCCAAAGUGACCCAGGUAGACGGGGGCAGCCCGGUGAAAUUCUCCACUGAGACUUCUUUUGUCGUUGACAAGUACGAAAUACUCUAAAGACUUUUAAAAAGUAAUGUUUCUAGCCUGCCUGCCUACCUGUGUAACGGUUUGAACACAGUACAACCGGAGUGUCCAAACCUCCCCCAAUGGCGUGCAGUAUUUGUGUAUUUGUUUGUAUGGCAAAGGAAAUUCUAUAUGUUUAUAUAAAAUGAAUCUAAGAGGUAAACAAACCACAUCCUAAUAUGAAUACAGAUGGACGUUUUACUUUGUGACUUGAGCCCCAGGACACCGAGAUAUACCAUCUCACCACAUGGUCUCGGCUUAUAGAACACCCUGAUUUUGGGCCCUGAGUCUUCAUGACCCCUAAAAUAAAUUAUAGUAGGAACCUGAGAGUUGCCCCAGUAUAAUAUAUUUUCUAUAUUGUAACUUCAAUCACAUAAAGCAGCACAUAUUUGUGCCGUUAUAUAUUCAAAAAAAAAAAAAAGUUUUUUCAUAAUGAACUUAUACUGGCUCUGGUGAAAUAUAAAUAGCUUUCACAUUUUCACUGUGUUCUGUAUUUAGGAAGGCAGUUCUUUUUCUUCCUUUUUGUUUUGUUUGAAAGAUGUUUUGUAAUUUUAAUUAUCGAAACAUAAAAAGCCCACCCAGGACACUUUGUUUUCCUUUUCCUUUUUAAAGCAAUUUACUUUGUGGAUCAGUUAUUUUCAUACAGUAACACAUCUACAAGCGUUUUGUUGAGGGCAGAACUGCAACCGAUUUAAAUGCUUUCUUUGGUAGCUGCUAGCGGUUGUAAAAAAAAGCUGUAAACUAUUUCAAAAGGUCUUCAACACGCUAGAUGAAAUUCACUGACACAAUAUGGAGGUGUAAGAGGAACCUUGAUAUUCAUCUUUUAUGCAUCUAGUUAUUUACAGUUUGAAGGAAAAAAAACCUCAAACUUAAUAUCUGACUUUUAUCUGGGAUUGUGAUUGAUGUUUGUCAGUGCAAAUCUAACAUUGAUUCAAGUGAAAUUUGAUUAACAAAGCCAAAUUUGUAUGACUUUUGCAAGUUGGAAUUCUCAAUGCUUGGUUUCUUCAGUCACGGUUUAAAAUAUUUAAGCACUUAAAUCAUCCAUUAUAAUAAUAGUAGACACAAGUGUUCACACUAUUUCAUCUAUUUUGAUCAGCUUGUUUUAAGACCAAAACAGUAGCCCUCUGAAAUGUAAAAUAUAAAUAUUUUCUCACAGAUAUCAUUUUUUGUAUCUUUCCAAAAAAAAAAAAACCUGUCAGAUAAUACUUUUGGAGGGGUUUAUUUAAUAUCCAAUGGCAAGAUGAAAAUAAUAACAUUCCAGCUUACCAUGACUUGUUUUGAUAUUAAAGCAUAUUGCUUGAA